Molecule: messenger RNA, 2212 nt
Organism: Episyrphus balteatus (marmalade hoverfly)
Lineage: Eukaryota; Metazoa; Arthropoda; Insecta; Diptera; Syrphidae
Gene: Dip-B
Product: putative aminopeptidase W07G4.4
Exons: 8
Coding region: 491-2011 (506 amino acids)
Biological process (GO): proteolysis
Cellular component (GO): cytoplasm
Molecular function (GO): metalloaminopeptidase activity; manganese ion binding
Source: RefSeq, a predicted model, not a curated record
CCUUUAAAAAGUUUAUAGAUAAAAUUUCACUCUACUGCACAUUGUUUGUAAUAAAAUAGCAGCAGAAUUUCUUUAAAGUGAUAAUUAAUUGUUUUGCACGCAAUUAUUCACUCCAAUUUGUUGUGAAUAAUAAAACAAUCGCAGUAGCGCAAAACAAAAGCAUCACACUGCGACUUCGUGACGAUUGUUCCAUAGAACAAUCAUCCAAACUGAAUCACUGAACUUCUGCCUCAGUGCAUUUUAGGUAUAUCUUAUCUCUUGUUCAUACACAAAGCUAUUGCUGGAGUAUACUAACAACUAGCACUUUGUAGCUUAUUUUGCUAUUCGUUUGGUUUUGGAAGUUCAGUUUGCGAUUGACCGGCUAGCCAACUCUGGUUAUUGACUUGUCUCGUCAAUCAAGUGUGCCUGUAUUCGCGUCAGUUCUCAUCUAGAGUGUAAAAUUGUGUUCUAUCAUAUCACACGGAUUUCUUAAAAUUGAGUUGGAAGCAAAAUGGGAGGAAUAGACAGACUUGUGCCAUGCACAGUAAAAUUGGCGAAAUUCAUCAAAAAAUCUGGUUGUGAUGUUUUGUGUGUGAUUGACAAACAAAUCCCUUCAGAGUUGGUUGAUCAAUUCAAUGAAUUCCGAGCAUUUGAUAAGGCUUUUGAUAGUGUGGUUUCAUGCUUUAAAUCCCAGAAUUUAGAUCUUCCAGUGGUGUAUUCUCCCAUUGCUGAACUUAAUGAUUAUCAUGAUGUACGCGCUUACCAACAAGCUGCUGCAAAAUCGCUAAGUCGAGCAAUUAAGGCUGGAUUUCAAUCACCAUUGCUCUUGGUUCCUCAAAGCAAAAUCUUUUCCAAUGCUGAACUGUGUACAGUUUUGGGAGCUCUCGAAGAGCUUUAUGUUCCAAUUCAAUUGCGUGAAGAUGUUCCCGAAAAGAAACAACGCAUUACUAAUCUCUCUUUGAUGAUAUCCAAUCCUAAAGCUGAACAAAUCUAUAAAGAAGCAUUGCUUUUAGAAUCAGGAAGAUUUGUUGCUCGUGAUAUUGGUGUUGGUGAUCCAGAAAGAAUGUGUCCAACAAAUGUUGAGCAAUAUAUUAAAACUAUCUUCCCUUCACUUAAAAUGGAUAUAAUAAGCGAUAUUGAUGUUCUGACAAAGGAAUAUCCAUUGUUUGCUGCUGUGAAUAGAGCAGCCAGCACUGUGAAACGUCAUCAAGGACGAAUUAUAUUUUUGGAAUACAAACCACCACAGCCAGCUAAGAAAACAUUGAUGUUGGUUGGUAAGGGAGUAUGCUACGAUACUGGUGGCGCUGAUAUUAAAGCUGGUGGAAUCAUGGCUGGUAUGUCAAGGGAUAAGUGUGGAGCUGCCGCUGUAGCUGGAUUUAUGCAGAUUGUUCAAGAACAAAAGCCAGCCGAUGUGAAUGUCAUUGCUGCCCUAUGUUUGGUCCGUAACUCAGUUGGUGAAGAAUCCUAUGUAGCAGAUGAAGUUAUCACCUCUAGAGCUGGAGUUCGUGUUCGUGUUGGUAACACAGAUGCCGAAGGUCGAAUGUGUAUGGCCGAUGCUCUUUGCCGCAUGAAGGAAAUCGCCAAUGAACGCAACUUGCCAGAUCCCCAUUUGUUCACAAUUGCCACUUUAACAGGACACGCAUGCCUCGCUGUUGGAGAAGGCUAUUCGAUUGUAAUUGACAAUAGCGUAGCCCAGCAGGCUGGUCAUGCUUUAAAAUUACAAGAAAUCGGUACUUCAUUUGGAGAACCAUUUGAAAUUUCCAAAUUGCGACACGAUGAUUUUGAUUUUAAUUGUGGAAAAGUCAUUGGAGAAGAUAUUGUCCAAUGUAAUAAUGCUGCCUCGUCAAGAACUCCCCGUGGUCAUCAGGUCCCAGCUGCAUUUAUGAUUGUUACAACUGGUUUAGAAAAACACGGUCUCCAAUCGGAAAAACCACUUAAGUAUACCCACUUGGACAUUGCCGCCAGUGCUGGAGAAUAUCCAAAAAUGCCAACUGGUAUCCCAGUCAUUGCCCUAGCUAAAACUCAUCUUUGAGAAUUUAAUUAAAUACAAAUAACAUUGGUAUUGUGCUUAAAAAAAAUUUAAAAUUUUCAGGUUUGAUUACAAGCUUUUUUAGAGUUAAUUAUUUUGUAUACUGCUAAGUACUUAUUGAAAGCCACUGCAAUAGAAUCACAUUUUUUUUUUGUUUUUCAUUUAUAAAAUUAAUAAUAAUAAAUAUAAAUUGUGAAUUUUUGA